CACAAAGUAAACAUACUUUGCAUGAGUGACGGGUAUUUGUAAAUAUUGCGGAUUUCGACAUUUCUGUUACGGUUUUGUUCGUCCUGUCGUUGUACUGUAAUGUCAGACAGGGAUGGUUAGCCUUACCAGAAGUUUUAACACAUCGACUAGCGGAGGAAUAUUUUUCAAUGACAACUCAGUGUCAGAAGAUGACGCUCAGCUGCUGCAGCCAGCUGCCGGUUCUAAUAGGCGCGACAACUUCGCACCCCUAAACACAGUUCUGCUCUCUGCGUUUCAUCUGUCCGUUGCUGUUGGCGUGUUUUUGGUGUCAGUGGUGCUUAGUGCAGUGAAUGAUGCCAGCAAUCGACAGUGCUUGUCAUAUUUCAUUGUGCUGUAUUUGCAUGCACUGUUUUGGUGUAUAUCAUGGAUUUUGCAUCACUUACUUAAAAAGAAACACGAUAGCCUAAAGAUCUAUGGCUACCUUGAUUUUUAUAAGGAAACAGAAGAUCAAUUCAGACUUCCUCAUCAUGUGGUUUCUGCAUGGAGUGUGCUGCUGCUCGUCGUUGAUUCACUGCUUCAUCAACUGUAUCCAGACAUGGCAGCUCACUGUGAAUCAGGAGGACUUGUCCGACCCAUUGUAUACCUCGUUAUACUCUUAUCACUGGAGACCAUUGUACUGGUUAUCUGCAUUGGCAGUUACAUAAGAAAAGUGUACAACUUUAACAAGAAAUGUCCUCUACCUGAUGCGCAACGUGAUGAAUGGCUGUUACAAAGAGAAACAGAAGGACAACGUAGUGCUUCAGAAGUUGGUUACAGGAUACACAGUGAUCAUCUGCAAGAUCUUCUUGAACGCCAGGCAGAUGUAAUAACACAUCUUCGUGAGCACAAUGCUCGCUUGAGCCGCAAAGUGAUGGCUCUUUCUUCACGAGCAAAUACCAGUCAUGAUUAGUUACUCUCAUUUUUUCUCCUAUUUUUUAAACUGUAUAAUAUUAGCCUACAAUUUUGUAUGACGAAAGUAUAUUUUAGUAGAGAAAUCUGUAUGACUGUUUACAUUGACUGACUUAAAUAUUUAUGACUUAUGUGUUUGGUUUUAGAUUUUUGUAAAUACAAGAAAGAAAUUUAUCAUCAGAUAUUAACUUUGGGAAAUGAUGAUGUUCCUAUUUUAUAGUUAGACACUUUGAACACAUCAGAUG
Molecule: messenger RNA, 1172 nt
Organism: Schistocerca americana (American grasshopper)
Lineage: Eukaryota; Metazoa; Arthropoda; Insecta; Orthoptera; Acrididae
Product: transmembrane protein 192
Exons: 7
Coding region: 113-928 (271 amino acids)
Cellular component (GO): late endosome; lysosomal membrane
Source: RefSeq, a predicted model, not a curated record